AUGCACCCGCCAGCAUCGCCAACCUACUCUGCAGGGGCGCCAACAUCGAGAUAUGCUCCCAAUGCCACAGGCUUAAACAACAACCACUCCAACAACAGCAACAACUACCACAACAGCAACAAUGGACUAUACGGCCGCCUGCCACCCCCGCCACCAUACCCACCACCAGCAUCGCCCGGCGGAUCAAGGUCGCCGCAAGGCGCUCAGCCCACGCACCACCAGCAGCAUCCAUAUCGUCCUGCAGCACACCCCCGUGCCGCCGAUCUCAUCAAUCCACACGGGCACGCCACUUCCCACGCUCCCACCGCCACCAACAACAACAACAACACCAGCAGCGCCCCUCCCGCCUCGCCGCAGCCGGCCAAAUCAGCCGCGAAACCCAGGUUCUCGACGGCCGACGCGCUGGCAGCAACGGCCGGCUACUUGGACAACACGAAGACGAUCAUCGAGGGCGCGGACACGGCGUGGAGGUUCUGGGACGACCAUCUCGCGCAGUGGGUGGUGAAGAAGGAGAAGAAGAAGAAGGAGGAGAAGAGUGAUGGCGGCGAGCUGGACGGAGACGACGGCCAGAAGGAGGGUGGGGUCGUGGGGGAGAAGGACAAUGGCGAGCACCACCACCACCACCGUCACGUCGGCAACGGCAACGGCAACGGCAAUGCAGUGCCCAGCGAAGCCGCCGCCGCCGCCGCCGCCGGCCGCAGCCCAAACACAGCAAGCCCCGGCGCAGGCGCAGGCUCAGACGACCAGCACGACUCCUCCCAUUACUACCACGACGACUCGGACUCCGACCAGGCCGAUCCGCACUACUACUGCACCCCCGACAACAACACCACCGACGAAUACGACGACGAAUACAACGAAUACGAAUCCGACCCCUCACCGCCGGAGCCCUUCCGAGUCGGCGACCGCGUGCGGUUCGUCGAGGGGUCCGCCGGGCUGCACGGCAACAAGGGCCCGUUCGAGGUGUGCCGCGCGGACGCGGCGGCGGACGUGUACGAUGUGCGGUUCCCGCCGGGGCCGGCGGGGCACGUCGUCGGGUGGGGGAUCGAGGGGGACGAGCUGGAUUUCGUGGGGUUUGGUGCUGGGCAUGAGGAUUGA
Messenger RNA from Diplodia corticola, 1098 nucleotides. RefSeq lists its product as uncharacterized. The record is from RefSeq and is a predicted model, not a curated record. Lineage: Eukaryota; Fungi; Ascomycota; Dothideomycetes; Botryosphaeriales; Botryosphaeriaceae. The transcript has a single exon. Bases 1 to 1098 code for a protein of 365 amino acids.